AUGACACUUCAGGCGUCGCCUCCCCCCAUCGCGGGGCAGGGCGGCGGGACGAAGCGCUUUUCCCCCCGCUUCCCGGCCAAGCAAACCCGGGCUCCGGCGGGGCUCCUCCCGUCGGGCCGGGAGUCCCCCGGUGUCCCACCCCCGCUGGCCCGGGGGAAGGCAGGGCGCAGCCCAGCAGCGGAAAGCAGAGCCCAGGGUGCCCGGAGCCUGGGCGGCCCCAGCCCGGCCAGCACCCCCGCGGGGGAGGGAAGCGAGACCGGCUUUCUCCCGGUGCUUUACCUCUGUACACCGGGGAACUGGGGCUCCGUCUCUCAGGCAUUUGGUAUGAAGACACUUUUGGACAAGUAUGGGUGGUUGCUAUUCUCCAAAGUGAAACUGAUUGAAACACAGGCACAACAAACAGGACUCAAUUUUAUUUGGAACUUAUCAUCACUGUUCCUUUACCAGCCAAAUGGGAUGCUGUUGAGUGACAUGGUGGACUCCACUGGAAGGACAAGAAAAUCAUACAGCAGAUGGGAGAAUGGCCAUCCUCUAACCAUAUUGAGUGGUGCUUAUUCACGGGUCAUAACCCAAAACCAAAUUGUUUGUGUUUGUCUGCAUUCUUGUUCUGAUCUUGCAGCAAUGAUUGAGUUCAGCCUGAAAUUUAAUGCACAAAAAAUACAGAAAAGUAAGGCUGACAAAACUCAAGAUUAAACAAAUGCAUGACAACAGCAAGUGAGUUUGAUCUUUAAAACCAGAAAAUUUUCUGUACCAAACUGCCUUUCCUCAGUGCAGUCUGCAUAAAGGAAGGAGCAGAAGCAGCUGCAACCACCCCAGCUUCAGAGAUGGAGCUCCCAGUAGUCAGUCUGUAAGAAAACACCUGGCAGGCCUUAACGAACAUUAUUUUCUAGAAUGUUCCCAGAGCUCUGUUGGCAGGGAAAUAUUCAUGACUUGUAAGGGAGAACAUAAAGAGGCAGUUCUCCAUGGUUUGACUUAUAAAAGCUUUCCUUACGGGCAGAAUUAAUUAUAUAUCAUAAAAAUCUGUUAUAUAUUCUGUUUAUACAAUUAUAAAGCAUUAUGGUUAAUUAGUUGUGGUACAGACUCCUGAAGCAGAAUCUGGUUAGAGAAUAAACAAAACGCUCAGUCAGCUGUGACCAUGGUUAGCAACUCACACUUUCAUAUCAGCUUUCACACUUAACUCUCUUGAAGUGAUUUAUAAGUUAUGCAAUCCAGUGGGCUUGACCUUUGUCUAUUUGGUAAUUUUUUGGUUUAUAUAAAAUUAGAAUAUGCUGAUCAGAAAUGGUCUGAGAU
Messenger RNA from Melospiza melodia melodia, 1290 nucleotides. RefSeq lists its product as uncharacterized. Bases 1 to 693 code for a protein of 230 amino acids. NCBI's taxonomy places the organism in Eukaryota, Metazoa, Chordata, Aves, Passeriformes, Passerellidae. The record is from RefSeq and is a predicted model, not a curated record. The transcript is spliced from 5 exons.